This is a messenger RNA of Punica granatum (pomegranate), 936 nucleotides long. The record is from RefSeq and is a predicted model, not a curated record. NCBI's taxonomy places the organism in Eukaryota, Viridiplantae, Streptophyta, Magnoliopsida, Myrtales, Lythraceae.
UCUCCGGACCAAUAGGUUCGGACUCUCCCGAGGCUCCUUUCUAUAAAUUACCGCACCCUCUCCUACACGAGCACGUAUCUCUCGCUCUACGGUCCGAACGAAAAGCAGCUCCAGCCCCUCCUCCGUCGUCGUCGGGAUAUUUCUCUGGUCCUUCGAGAUAAGUAGACGUUUACACUGAAGUUGUCGCACACAUGGCACUCGUUUCGGGAGGUAGAUCAACGCUGAACCCCAAUGCCCCGCUAUUCAUCCCUGCUGCUUUUCGCCAGGUAGAAGAUUUCUCUCCGGAGUGGUGGCAACUGGUCACUACCUCGACAUGGUACCGUGACUACUGGCUGAGCCAGCACCCCGAGGGGUUCUUCGACCAUGCUGAGGAUGAGUUCAACUGUGAUGAUGUAGUCGACCUGCUUCCGGAUUCUAUUGAUUUCGGUGACAGUGAUGAAUUUUCGUCAAUGGAGGCGCAGUUUGAAGAAUUCAUUCAGUUUACUGAGGCUGAAGGGAACAAGCUUUCUUCCCUCGGAAUGGAUGGGAAAGCUAUGAAUGGCACUGAUGCAAUCAAGAACAUGACUGCGUUGAAAACUCUGGAUGCUAAUGGCUUUUGGUCCAAGGGACAGCCUGCAAAAUACGCAGAGAAGCCGACCAAGAAUAUGAGCCCCAAGUACAGCCCCCGAUGCAUCCAGCAGCCGCGCUGAAGGUUUCUCUAAGCUAUGUAUUAGUCUGAAGGUUUUAGCUAGUUCGACUAUAAUCCCGAGGCUAGUCUGUUUCCUGUAAUCAUUGUAUAGAGCAAGGUUGCACUAUGCAUACCUCUCAAGUUCAUCAUGUGUAGUUUCUGUUCGUAACAUCAGAGAGACCCUCAGAAAAUGUAAAAAAAAAAAGGAUGAAACAUGCACAAUUUUAACCAGAAAAGGAAGAAAAAAUAUAAUCUUUUUCUCUUGCAAA